Messenger RNA from Nycticebus coucang (slow loris), 2332 nucleotides. RefSeq names its product GPN-loop GTPase 1 (gene GPN1). Bases 505 to 1680 code for a protein of 391 amino acids. The record is from RefSeq and is a predicted model, not a curated record. The transcript has 13 exons. Gene Ontology annotation, molecular function: ATP hydrolysis activity; GTPase activity. NCBI's taxonomy places the organism in Eukaryota, Metazoa, Chordata, Mammalia, Primates, Lorisidae.
CGCGUGAUAAGUUGUGGCUGCUGGAAGGCCAGAGAGAAAGGGAUGGGGGUCUCUUUGGGGAGUUGGAGGGUUCCGGCGCGUGGGUUUCGAGGACUUCCCUUCACUCCAGUUCCCUCCCUGGCGAAUCCUCGGACCCUCGCUAGGUUAAUUAAGGCUCGCUUCUGUACGCCUUCAGUGCAUACUUCGUACAGCUUGCCUCGUUCAGUGAUUGUCUUGCUGAUAAAGUUGUGUUAGCUUCUUGGGAGUCAGGGGCUUACAAUUAACUCUAGAGAUUUAUAUGGUACUAGCGCACAGGUUUUCAAAGAAGAUUUGCCAAAUAAUUAUUUUUUGCACGCCUACCGUUUUCCAGGCACUGAGAUACAGCGAAUGUGAGGUUAAAGAGGUUCUCACAUUCGUGGAGCUAAAUAAAUUAGUGGAGGAGAAAGAAAAAACACAUAGGAACACACAAGUAAAGGAGUAGACAAGAGUAGGGGCAGAUCUGUGAAAUGGUGAACUGAGAGUUGAAUGUUACAGGAGGACAUGGGGGUGGUGGAUAUUUCAGGUAGAAGGAAAUCUAAGUGUGAAGUCUUUAGGAUGAUCAAUAAAGGAAUGGAAAUUCAUUCUUGCUCUCUUAUCAUCCACUCUUUGAGUCUUUCCAACUCUUUCGCCCCAUCUUUGCAGAGGCUCACGGGACACCUGCAUAGCCAAAGCACUACCCCUUAUGUGAUCAACCUGGACCCAGCUGUACAUGAAGUUCCUUUUCCUGCCAAUAUUGAUAUUCGUGACACUGUGAAGUAUAAAGAAGUCAUGAAACAAUAUGGACUUGGGCCCAACGGUGGCAUAGUGACCUCACUCAAUCUUUUUGCUACCAGGUUUGAUCAGGUGAUGAAAUUUAUUGAGAAGGCCCAGAACAUGUCUAAAUAUGUCUUGAUUGACACACCUGGACAGAUUGAGGUAUUCACCUGGUCAGCUUCUGGAACAAUCAUCACUGAGGCCCUGGCAUCCUCAUUUCCAACUGUUGUCGUCUAUGUAAUGGACACAUCACGAAGUACCAACCCAGUGACCUUUAUGUCCAACAUGCUCUAUGCCUGCAGCAUCUUGUACAAAACCAAGUUGCCUUUCAUUGUGGUCAUGAAUAAAACUGACAUCAUUGAUCACAGCUUUGCAGUGGAAUGGAUGCAAGAUUUUGAGGCUUUCCAAGAUGCCUUGAAUCAAGAGACUACAUACGUUAGUAACCUGACCCGUUCAAUGAGCCUGGUGUUAGAUGAGUUUUAUAGCUCACUCAGGGUAGUGGGUGUCUCCGCAGUUCUGGGUACCGGCUUAGAUGAAUUCUUUGUGCAAGUCACCAGUGCUGCAGAAGAAUAUGAAAGGGAAUAUCGUCCUGAAUAUGAACGUCUGAAGAAAUCAUUGGCUAGUGCACAGAGCCAACAGCAGAAAGAACAACUGGAACGACUUCGGAAAGAUUUGGGCUCUGUAGCCUUGGACACAGGGACUGGGACUGCCAAAGAUAGCUUAUCUUCUGUACUGGACCCUUCUGAUUUGAUCCUGACUCGAGGAACCUUGGAUGAAGCGGAUGAGGAAGCAGACAGUGAUACUGAUGACAUUGACCACAGAGCUACAGAGGAAAGUCAUGAAGAGCCAGCAUUCCAGAAUUUUAUGCAAGAAUCAAUGGCACAGUACUGGAAGAGAAACAACAAAUAGGAGACUUUAGAACACUUCACUUGUUCUUAGAAGUUCAAAAUUUGGGGACACCAUAUAAAGGAGCUACCAUCCUUGCUCUACUUGGCCUACUACAAAGGACCCUUUUCUUCAGAGUAGCAGUUUCACUUAUUAGAGUAACUUCAUGACUAAGAAGUCAGGGAUAGAAGACCCUUGGACAUGGCAGGUAGAUGCUGAUUCUUCCUUGGCUUUUCCCUUGUAUUUACACAAGGAAGGAUAUAUUGACUGUUCUUGGAAGCUGAUGUCCUUUCAAGCCUAAAACUUCAAGUUUUAUUUGAACUGAAGUAUUUUGCUGCUGAUGGGUGGAAGAGAAAGAACUUAGUUUCCUGGUGACCACUUCAAAUCUAUUAUUAGUGUAGAUCUGUAGCCUCUACUUCCCUAGCAUCUUGCCCUCAACUCUAUACCAGAAAUUGCCAGUUUAGCAAGCACAAAGGGAGUGGGGAGAUGUGAACUUGUCCAUAGUGGCAGUGGUGUCUCCUUGGCAACCAGUCAGUGUUGGUAUGAAUCUGCCUCACACUGGUUAGUUCAUUCUAAGACACUGGGUUUACUAAUGGAAGAAGGCAAAACAUAUGAUUAAUGAAUAAGAAUCCUUUUUCAUUGGUGACUUUGAUAAAGAGUUUUUAUUUUAAUGUUG